AUGGCGAAUCCUCUUAUGUCCGAAGAGGACAAAGUCUGGCAUCUUCUGAAAGGUAUUGCCGAAGACAUGUAUACCUACAUGAUUAGCAAGAGUGAUCGUGGUCGUCAGUUCGUUGGGGAUGCCAUCGAAGAACUGGUUCGUCAGUGCCAUUCGCAGUUCCGCCAUUCAUUCCCCUAUCACCCUCAGACGAAUGGACUGGUAGAACCUAAAGAGAGGCCCCCUGAAAUAACCGUGGGGGAGGCAACACAAGUCAGUGCACUGCCUUUGCCGUCAAUGCAGUAUGUUGGUCUCUACACCGAUGAAAAUGUGCAGCAUGGACUAGCUCCGUUGCCACCUCGGCCACUGCAUGAAGGCUAUUCCAUGUUUGGUGCUCCAUUUCAUGGGGAUGAGCCAGUCAUCCACCCUUUGGAAAGCCGAGGGAUACGGCGACUAUACCCGCAAAACUAUGAGCACAAGAAGGAGCUGAAGAAGCUGAAUCAUUCCCUGCUGGUCAAUUUCCUUGACAUGGUUGACAUCUUGAUCCGGUGUCCUGACAUUUCCAAGCGGCUCGAGAAAAAAGAGGACAUGAGCUUGCUUUUCAUUCAUAUGCACCACCUGAUCAAUGAGUACAGGCCCCAUCAAGCAAGGGAGACGCUGCGAGUGUUGCUCGACAUGCAGAGGCAGCAGCGGUUAGACACAGCGCACAGAUUCCAGAAACACUUGGACAAGGUGCGUCAAAUCCUACAGAACACUGUGAUUGUCCUCCUUGAACCUGAGCUGACCACCACGUGGCAGCUGCCAGUUCAGACAACAAAUUCAGUUGGAACCACCCAGGGACAGUCACCUGUGCAAGGACACUGUCUCAGCCAAGACAGUAUUAUGUGUGGAAUAGUGGAUGCUCUAUGACUAAUAUUGCACUUGCUGCGGUGGACACAGAACACACGAGACAAAAUGCUUGGAUAUUCAAAGCUUCUUGUUGAGCACUUCGUGCACUACAGUAUCGUAUACAUGCUGCCGAUGACAUAACACAUGCAAGAGAUAUUGCGUAUUCAUGCAGUUUUUAUUAUUGCAAGCUGGAUCAUGUAUAGAGGUAUUGUCCAUGUUUAUUAUGAACACAAGAAGGCAGGGGAUUUAAUAAGUAUACAUCUGUAACUACUUGAUGCUGCUCUUGACAAAGUUGCGCUGAUGGAGUGCUUAAAAAACUUGGUCGACAAGUUAUAGGAAUACAUUUAUUUUUUCCUGUUUUAGUUUUUCAUUAUAGGCUAUAUCACCUGAACAAAGAAUAUGUGUAGCAGUUGAAACAGUGCUAUGAUCCCAGCUGUGGCAGUAGAAUUUCGAUGGAGGCAGGAUGGUAGAGGCCUGUGUACUGCACAAAGUCAGUGCAUGUUAAAAAACUCUAGAUGGUCGAAAUUUUUGGAGCCUUUCACUCUGGCUUCUGAUAUAUUCUUAUUGUAGUCUUGAGGUGUAAAACCUCAAAUAUUAUUAUUAUUAUUCAGUGAUGUAAGUGCUACUCCAAUUCCUCAAAACUGCUCUAAAAAAGAAAUGCUGCUCCAUGCUGGUCCAAAGUGCAAUAUUUACUAGUAGCUGCUACAAACCUGAUUCAAAAUAGUGUUGGCAAACUAAAAAGAAUGAUGUUGAACCAUGGCAUCAUCCCGUGAGCAUAAGCAAAACCAAAAGCAAGCUGUACACACUAUCAUGCUAGAAUGCUACUCAGUGGCGUAAAGCCAGAAAAAUCUCAAGGGGUGAGACAUAUCAGGCCAUGGUGUCAAAUUCAUAUUUUCAAUAUGGGUAGUAUUUUUAUUUAUAUAGAAAUUAAUUUAUGCUUUCAAAUAAACUUAAAAAAACGAGCAUGGGGUUCGAGCUCGAGCAAUUGCAUUGUAUUGUUCUAUUCAGUCUCUUUUUUUCUGCCUUUUUUUUUCUAUUUACAUAGUUCACUCAGCUGAGGGGCAUUUACCAAAAGUACCCAGUAAAAGAUAAAACGCCUUUUAGAAAGGUGAUUGUGCUAUACUUAACUGAUAACUCAAUUUUAUCAUGUGCUAAACUAAAUCUCAAGUGGGACACUUGCAAGGUGUGCCCUCAACUGCCUGAACACCACAAAAGUCCAGACUUUCUUGACCCCCACACCCCCAUUCAUGAUAUACGCCAACUAUGCUGCUUAUAUAUACUAGCUGCAUACUAGCAUAUGACAUGUUUAAUAAUAAGUAUAAAUAUUUAUUAGAUGCUUAAGUGAUGUCUUAGACUUGAGGAGUCAUUGGGAACAUGCAUUUUCUCCGAAAACACCAACAGCAAUCCUAAGCUAUAGCAUAUUUUUCUGCUCCAAAGACACUUGAGCCUGCUCCAAAGCACAAUUUUUUCUGCUCUAGAAUCUGCUCUAAACAGCAAAAUGCCACUUUCAUCACUGAAGUAUUAUUGAAAUGAUGCUAUAACACGAGUAAAGGUAAGACAAUGGUUUGUAAAGCACAUAAAAUGUUUUGCAGAGUACUAUACACAUUCUGUGCCCAGUACACAGUAAAUUUCAUACGAUUGAGAUCUUCUGCAUCGCCACUGGAGGGAAGGAGAAAAAAAUAAAAAUUGAAGCUAAAGUUAAUAUGCAUAUGAUUCGAUCAAUUUUUUUAUGUGUAUACUCCUACCAAUAUGACAAUCCUAUCAAUGUGACUACGCUGUAGCAUUUUCUUGUGUGUUAGCAGAGGGCCCACAUGUAUAUAGAUUACUUUCUUGUGUGAUGGGUUUUAUAUAAAAUGAAAACAUGACUGAAGGUUCAACUCUUAUUUUUAUCCAGUUGUAAACAACAGGUGUGGAUAUGCAGGUGGCUUGCACAAUGUGUGCCUUGCCUCAAUAGUUUUGACACUUUCAAGCCCAUGUGCCUUGCUUUGCGAUUGGAGCAGUAAACAGGUACUGCUGAA
This is a messenger RNA of Rhipicephalus microplus (southern cattle tick), 2882 nucleotides long. RefSeq names its product mediator of RNA polymerase II transcription subunit 7. The record is from RefSeq and is a predicted model, not a curated record. Gene Ontology annotation, biological process: regulation of transcription by RNA polymerase II. Lineage: Eukaryota; Metazoa; Arthropoda; Arachnida; Ixodida; Ixodidae. Gene Ontology annotation, molecular function: transcription coregulator activity. Gene Ontology annotation, cellular component: core mediator complex; mediator complex.